This is a messenger RNA of Hyalella azteca, 3658 nucleotides long. RefSeq lists its product as uncharacterized. Bases 344 to 3658 code for a protein of 1104 amino acids. The transcript has 11 exons. The record is from RefSeq and is a predicted model, not a curated record. Lineage: Eukaryota; Metazoa; Arthropoda; Malacostraca; Amphipoda; Hyalellidae.
GUAGCAGCAAAUAGAAGGCCUGUAGCGUAGGCGUGAAAUGUUAUAGUGUAAAUAUCAGCUUGCCCUGAAACAUCGAGCAUAUUAUUAGCAAGAAAACAGUCAUUUACUUAAUAAUAUUGAAACGAUGAGCAAGCAGAGGUUUCUCACUAAUAGUUGCCAUCAUUCGUGAUUGUGGUGAAAAAUUCUUGAAAACUCUUAUGGAGCAAUGAACAGUCAUUCCAACGUAAAUUAAAACUAGUGAAAUAGUUUUAAUUUCCAUAGUCUGAAUGAGCUUCGGUAGCUCCAUUCGCGUUUCUUUCUGUUGGAUGUUAUGUGAAGUGUGGGAUAUUCUGUGCAUGACAGCAUGAAGUGUCCAGAAGCAGAAAAUCUGCUCAAUGGACCUCCUGGUAGCAGCAACGUUGAUUUUUCACUUAACGUCGACAUAAGAAGAAUUGGAUACAAAACAUGCAACGCGCUCUCAUCAAACAAUAAAGCUGUAAAAAACCUAACCUCAUCUCGUAGCUCAAGGCCACGACAGCCACAGAUUCCGAACUCCAAUGGUUCAGGAACAUUUAUUAUGUUAUCGAAAAAAGAUUUUCAAAAUAUUUCUUACCCACCUUACGUGUGCUUGAAAAAUUAUCAACAAACUGCGCUAUGCGACAUCCGAAAAAAAUGCCUCGCGCAGAAUAGUCGACAAAACCGUCGUUUUGUUCUUAAAGAAAUUCAUACCGAAUUCAGAAACGAGUGCCAAGAUGGAGUAAAGAUUUGUUUGCGUCCUGCGUUUGAACAAAGCGACCGUUACGAUUCGGUUGAAAAGAGACCUUUGGCUGUUUUGAGAUCCGAAAAAAGACGGCAAAUGAAGAGCUCAGCGUGGAAACAACAGAACAAUUGGACGGCGCCGUUAAGUCGGCUUCUUUCAAUGUUCUUUCUGCUGACUGGGGCGGUAUCAGUAGAACAAAUCAGCAGGACGCUUACUUCAGAGAACCAUUUCUUGGAGACUGAACUGCCUGUCUUGAACGUGUUCGGGAUUGAGGGCGGAGAGGCCAAAAUCCCCUGCGAUCUGACGCCUCCCCGGCCACACGACACCCCAAACCUCAUCCUCAUCUCGAGAGGUGCAACUCCACUCUACAGUGUGGAUGCCCGAGGCGGAGCAGCAUCGUCGUCCAUUCACUGGGUCAACAGAGAGGUGCUAGGCGACAGAGUUCAGUUUCUACUGCCCACCAAUUUUCCGUUAUUAGGUCAUUCGUUAAGCCAGUAUCCCGUUAAGUACAAUUCUAAAAUCCCUAUUUUCCCAGCAAGUAGCCCUGUGUAUAAUUCUAAUUUCUCAAAUUAUCAAAGUGUUCCUCUUAGUUCCGAAUAUUCUUACCAAAAUUCAUUGCAACGUUUUUCGACUGGAGACGACAGCGUAGAACGAGAUUUGUACAAUAUUCGACUUCAGAGAGGCAAGGCUGCCAAAGUGGCAAGACAUGCCGAGCACAAUAGUAAAUACAACACAAAUUCUCUAGCCAAAAAUAAUGUCGCACUGAAAGAAUACGAUCAGUGGCCACAAACUGUGCGUAGUUUUCAAGAUUUACAAUCAACAAAUAUGGAGUAUAGUCAGAAGGAAAACAAAAGUAAUAUCAAAAUGAGGUCGUUAGCAUUUUUGCAAAAUCCUAAAAAUCGCACAGGAUUUGAAGAACGCCUCACUUCCACUGUCUCUUUUCAUUCAAAUAAGUGGCAGGAAGCUGAUCAUGUGUCAGACGCGUCUAGCAAAUCAAGUUACGUCAAGGAAAGCUCCCUGCAAAAUCAACUACUGGCUCUCUCCAGAGAGGAUCUUCUACCGGAAAAAACUCCAGAGAAAAUAAAAUCCGAUCCAUCAAAGAAGAAUUAUUCAACACGAAGCAAAGACGUUUUGGAUGAAAAAUUCCAGUCCUCUCACUCCACUGCAUCCAAGGAUGAAUCGCUUUCACCACUUUUUGAUCAUUCGAACUCGACUUUAGAAAUUCCCGAAGUCUAUCGAGAAGUCGUCGUUCCGGAGAGCAAUAUUCACUGGAGCCAUUCUCACUUGAAACUCAAUUACUGGAGAGAUAUCCUCGAUGACACGGGCUUUAAAUCUCGGUUGAACGGCAGAACAAUCCGCAGCAGUCAGGCUGCGAGAGAUGCGGAGGAUCCAUCGGAAAAGCCACCUGAUACCGCCUACGGGAUCCUCGUGAUCCGCCAGCUGCUCCGUACAGACGGAGGGAAAUUUCACUGCCGAGUGGACUUCAGACAGGCGCCCACGAUGUUGUCUCAGGCCAAGCUGACAGUUAUUGUGCCGCCGUCGAGCCUGGACAUCCGCGGCGUGAACGGCCUGCGCGUCACCGGACGAGUUGGACCGUACGCCGUCGGUGACGUCCUGAACUUGUGGUGCAGCGCCGCGGGGGGGAACCCCCAGCCCAGCGUUUCUUGGUGGUUUGACGGAGAAUUGCUGGACGACCUGAGUGAGGACCAACGAGACGACGUGACCACCAAUAACUUGACAGUGACGGGGCUGUCCCGCCACCACCUCGGCAAGUCCUUGACUUGUCGUGCAUCCAACACCAACUUAACGAAGCCUCUACAGGCCUCGGUCACCAUCGACAUGAAACUGCCUCCCGUGAGCGUGCGCAUCACGGGCAGCCAGGAGGGGGUGCGGGAGGGCCGCCUCCACAAGCUCACCUGCAGCAGCGAGGGUUCGAACCCCCCGGCCGUGCUCACGUGGUGGGCGCGUACGCAGCAACUUACGCAUCUGACGUACCAGGAGUCCCCGGACAGCACCUCGAGCACAAGCAUCCUACACCUCCAGCCCUCCGCCGCCGACGACGGCCUGCGCGUGUCCUGCCGCGCCACCAACGCCCUGCUAGGACCUGCCUUCGCCCUCGAGGAUAGCGUCCGUAUUACCGUCCUUUAUUCCCCACGAGUGUCGUUACGUCUCUCUCCUUUGCUGAACAUCUCCAACAUCAACGAGAACGAUGACGUGUUCCUGGACUGUGAUGUGAUGGCCAAUCCUGCCGUCACUUUACUCAAGUGGCACCAUAAUUGCCGUCAAGCUUUACGAGGUAACAAAGAGGAGAACAUCGUUGCAGCAGUUCAUAAUAUUUGCAUAUUUGUCUUUCUUUUCACCGUAGUCACUCCGGUGUGCCGAGGGAACUCUGUGGCUGAGGAAAACCUUGCUUCCCUGGAAUUGAGCCCGGACGCUGUCGACGCUCGAGGCCUCAUUUCCAGCGCCAAGGAUAACACAAACUCCAUUAGGAGCGACACUAGCGACUCUAGUGACACCGACGCUAUUGAUUUGGACGCAAGUGAUGGUGACACCGCGGCACCGAAGAUCUAUGGCACCGGAGUCGGUGUGGCUGUCAACAUCACUUGUUCUGUCGACGCUCAUCCCAAGCCCCACACGUUCACCUGGUCUCUCAACGCCACCUCGCAGGAGCAGUCGCAGCCUGCAGACGACUCACUGCGGCGUCACCACCAGACCAGGGCGCCUAACAGGAGCCGUACGAGCACCGCAAGCUACGGCAGCUCCAGCAACCUGCUCACAUACACGCCUCACACCUCGCACGAGUUCGGCACUCUGCUGUGCUGGGCACAGAACGAUGUCGGACGGCAAGCUGACCCUUGUGUCUUCCAGACCAAGAGUGCAUCUCUGUUUCCGCGCACGCUUAUUUCCGGUAUCAUUUAA